This is a messenger RNA of Scylla paramamosain (green mud crab), 1405 nucleotides long. RefSeq names its product mitochondrial import inner membrane translocase subunit Tim29-like. The record is from RefSeq and is a predicted model, not a curated record. Lineage: Eukaryota; Metazoa; Arthropoda; Malacostraca; Decapoda; Portunidae. The coding region runs from base 56 to 721 and encodes 221 amino acids. Gene Ontology annotation, cellular component: TIM22 mitochondrial import inner membrane insertion complex. Gene Ontology annotation, biological process: protein insertion into mitochondrial inner membrane. The transcript is spliced from 4 exons.
GUUCAUCCACACUACUCCACACGAAUGAUGCUUCGAAGUCAAGAUCAAGAGUACAAUGGAGGUGUGGAGGCGAGGGCUGUCUUCCUCAGCGGCCAGACUAUCAUGGAAAUUAAGCCUUCCCCGGAGACUGAAAGGCGGUUUGGUGGAGAAAUGGGGUGACUACUGGACCACCGUGGCUCAAGACUACAAGGAGGUGGCACUUGAUACAAUGAAAGAAUCCAGGAAACAUCCACUGAAGUCAAGUGCCUACAUUUCUUUGAUAGCCAGCAUCAUGUAUGCAGUCAAAACCAACCCUGACGAGAGAGACUACAAAGACACGCUGCACAGAUACAUGAAUGAGUCCGCCAUGCUGAGCAGCAAGGUCAGGAAUGCUGAGGUGGAUGAUCAUCUUCACUACAUGGCUGACUGCUUUGACCACGGCCUCUUGAGAAGGCUGAGUCUUGGAAUCUGCUCCUUUCUGUGGGUGGACAAUUACUCCAAAGAAUGCGGAGUGUUCAAGAGCCAGUGUGGAUACCUCAAGCCUCGUUACCUCACCUUCCAUCAGCGGGUGCAAGACAUGGGUUUCUUGGGACACUGGUGGAGGACUGAACAACUCAUGGAGGAGUUUGACGUCAACCACCAGGAGCUGCCACAAGCUGAUGAAUCGGGACUAAGAGACAAGCUAGAGUUAAUCUGGGAAUUUACAAAAGGGAAAGUUUCUCAAAUCAGGAAUAUUUUGUGAGGUGAGUAGUUUAUUUACUUGUGAUAUGAGUAGAAUAAUGAAAAAUAUAGAUUUGGCAUGGCAGAGAGAAAAGAGAUGAGUUGUGGAGUGCUGGAGAUGAUGAGAGUGAAAAGAUAAUAAGAUGUACUAAAUGAAUGCUGAUACUAUAAUGUGAAAGCAUGAUCCCUGUAAAGUCUAAGGAUAGAGAGUUGGAAUAUGAAAUUGAGAGGAAGAAUUGUAGUAUGCAAAGACAAGCAUCAAAUGGAGUCUGGUGUGUGCUGUGACCAACCCCUCAUAGAAAUUCUCAGAAAUAAAUGUAUGAACCUAAAACUCUCAUCAAGUGGAUUCCUUUACUUUUAUUACAAGAGAUACUUUGUGUUGGUGCUGCUGUUACCAAGGUUUGUGUACAAUGGUAUAGAGGCACUUGGGAGACAACAAAGUGGCAGUUUCUUUACCCAUCAUGCUUUUGAAGGUAUCUGUGUGGAGGCUGCCUAAACAUCCCUGAAACCAAAGAAGUGAAGCUGCUUUAAUGUGUUUGUUGCUGAUGAGGCUUUCAAACCAAAGGACAGUAUUUUACAAUUCUUUCCAGUGCACAAUUUCACCCAGCUGUAAGCCACCUUCAGCUUGCGUCUCCUGUGUUGUACAUUUGGUGGGGAGCUCUGUGUGUUGUAGUGGCCCAGCAGUGCUUUGUCAAUAAAUGAUUGC